This is a messenger RNA of Anopheles coustani, 1070 nucleotides long. It is a transcript of the gene HSPC300, whose product is annotated as probable protein BRICK1-B. Gene Ontology annotation, cellular component: SCAR complex. Bases 89 to 316 code for a protein of 75 amino acids. NCBI's taxonomy places the organism in Eukaryota, Metazoa, Arthropoda, Insecta, Diptera, Culicidae. Gene Ontology annotation, molecular function: protein-containing complex binding. The transcript has 2 exons. Gene Ontology annotation, biological process: actin filament organization; cell motility; regulation of actin polymerization or depolymerization. The record is from RefSeq and is a predicted model, not a curated record.
UUGCAAAUCGUCACUUUCGACGAAAGAGUUUUGCUUAAUUUAUUGUAUCAGUCCUUUAAGAAGCGACUUACUACGAAUCCCAUUCGACAUGGAUGCCCAUCGGGAAGCUAUUCAGAAACAAAUCCACCAAGAUUGGGCCAACCGGGAGUACAUAGAAGUGAUAACAGCCAGUAUUAAACGAAUCACCGACUUCCUCAACUCGUUCGAUAUGUCCUGCCGUUCUCGCCUCGCCGUGUUAAACGAGAAAUUAACUACCCUAGAGCGACGGAUUGACUAUCUCGAAGCGUGUGUGACCAAAGGCGAAACGUUGCAAUAGUAGUAAUGAAAGUCGCCGACGAACAAUAACAAUCUACCUGCGUCUAUGAAUCACACCAGAGAUUGGCGAUCGUCAGGAGUGGACUGCACCGGGUUAUGUUAACAAAUAAUCAUAAUCGUAAUCGUACAAGCGAGAAAACUUCAGCAUGAACAUAUAGACCCAACCGGCGAUGCUAGGUGCUUUGAGAUUGAAUGUGAUCGGAAGCGUUUUUGAUUGAUAGCACGUUUUAGGCAAAUGAAAAGAGGUCUAGGCAACAUAAUGGCAACAACGGGAAUAGUCUCGCCUUCGUUCGGACGACUAAUCGCUUGGAUUUGAACGACGAACUCGAUCAUUCAGUAGGGUUUAUUUGUGCGUAUGGUUUGCUGUAUAUUUCCUUUAAGAUUGAUAGUGAACGAAUCUAUGAUGUGCUAGGAAUAAGCGACGAGCCUACAGAAUACUUUUGAAUUCUAUGUGAGUUUGAGAAGUAUGUGUUCCAUUUAGUAUCAGUUCAUGUCUAAAUUCCCAUCAAGAAACAUACCAACGUAAAACCCGAUUGAGCAAUUCCGGAAACAUAAAUUGCAUAACCCUGAAAUAAGUGCAAUUCCGUAAGCAAAAUUCGAAAAAUGAAAAAAAAUAAAUAUUUCACUUUAUUUAAUACUUAACAAACGAAGACAAUCGCAAACAUUUUCAUGGAGAGACGUAGCGGAAUCGCUUAUAUUACACAGAAGGGGCAUCCAAGGUACCUCAUACCACCUUCUUUCUACUAAACAGCUAA